Molecule: messenger RNA, 5794 nt
Organism: Odontomachus brunneus
Lineage: Eukaryota; Metazoa; Arthropoda; Insecta; Hymenoptera; Formicidae
Gene: wde
Product: activating transcription factor 7-interacting protein 1
Exons: 15
Coding region: 697-4242 (1181 amino acids)
Biological process (GO): regulation of DNA-templated transcription
Cellular component (GO): nucleus; transcription regulator complex
Molecular function (GO): protein binding; transcription coregulator activity
Source: RefSeq, a predicted model, not a curated record
GCCUGCGACCGUUCUGUAAUUUGCGAUCCGAGUGCCGUUGUCCGUUUCAUCAAACACGUUGCUCACGGAGGAAUGGAAGGGUUACACUUCUUGACAAGAGCGAAUCCCGUGCGUCCUCGAUCCUCGCGAACGCCUUCGACGCGAAAUUAACGUGAAGCGUUUUCUCUUCUCUCUCUUUUUUGAGCGAUACGAUUUUUCAAAGUGACCAUAUUCAUGCGAACAAAUCGCUGACGAAUCGUGACGAGAUGAGAUCUCUCGGAUAUCGUUGAGGUCGAACACACUGAUGCGAUCAAUCUGCAUGUCGAUGAUUUGCGAGGGCAACGUUGAGAAUGACAAGCGAACAAGCUCGAGAAUGAAUAAGAUCGACGGAUCCGUCAAACGCGGGAGAUACGUCGUCACGACCGCCAUGGAGAAUGCAACCUCAGACCGCCAUCUUUUGCCACGAUGUGCCAAAUGGGCCAGCAGGCCUUUGAUUCGCUAAUAAAGGGGCCUGAUGUAUACGCAGCUCUCCAUGCCCGUGAUCGAUACGCGCGACAAUCCGUGCACGACGUUCGUUCUCGUUCACGGCUCACAAGCGCGGAAAACUGCUCCGCUUUAGCCGGGAAGCGUCGAACUUAUGCGUCGGCACACACAUCCAACAAAGUAGUGACCUCGCGCAGUGUGGGCAUCGAUCCAGAAUGAGAGACGCGCGCGCGCAUGCUUGUGUGUGUGUAUGGUAGGCGUCGAAGGACGAUUGGAAAACAUUUAAUUGACAAGUUAAAGGAGCUGUGUCGUGAGAUUUUAUUGUACAAUUUCAUCAUAAUGGAAGCUGUACAAAAUAAAACAGUGCAUAAUACAAAAUCUAAUUCUGCAGUCUCAUGCAUUAAUGAGACUAACACCGAUGGGUUGUCGAAGGAGAAAGAUGAACUAUUAUUUGGUGCAGAAGAGGAUGGUGAGGAUGAAGAUGCACUGUCCGAUGACAGUUUGCGAUUAAGGCUAUCUGACGACGAGGAUGCUGAACAAGAAGUUGUUACGAAAAACCAUACGAAUAUUUCGGAAUUUAAGUCGCCAAAUAAAGACCCCGAAAUAUCCCCUAAAGAUAUAAUUACAGAAGAAAAUUCAAGCUCUGAUCCACAACAGGUUGUGGAAGAAGCAGUCACAUCUGGUGGCGAAAAACCAACACCGAAGGAACCUAAUUCAGCAAUAAAUGAUCCGGAAAAUUCAGCAUUACCCUCAGAUGAAUGUACAUCAGAAAACAAAUUGACACAAAAUAAUGUACAUAAUUUGGAAAAUAGCACAGUUGUAAUUGCUAAUGGUGAGACUAAUGAAAAAUACACGUUGAAUAUAAAUGACAAAAAAAUUUCUCAAGAUACCAAUAAUAUGAAAAACGAAAUGCAGUUAAAUCACAUUGACGAUGAAAAUAUCGUUAAAAGUGAAGUGUCAGAUAACAAUUCUCAAAGAGAAAAUAGUGUAAUAAAAUGUAUUUUUAAUUCUGAUAAAAAUAAAGAUUUAAAUAUCAUUGAAGUGGAUAAUGCGUGUAAAAAAGAAAUAUCUGAAGAAAAUAUACAAGAGAAUGAUAAUUUAUCUAUCGACAAUCCUACAGAGACAGAUAGUCGAAAUGUAGAACUAAUGAAUGACAAUGAAGUGAAACUAAAAGAAGCAGUCAACGAAUGUGACAAAAUAGAUUCUGCUACUUGCAACUCUAAUAAUUUGAAUACUUCAGAUAAUAAAGAUAAUAAAGAUGAUAAAAAUAAUAAAGAUAAUAAAGAUGAUAAAGAUGAUAAAGAUAAUAAAGAUCACCUUGUAAAUUCUGUCAAACUUAAGAUUGGUAGUGACGAAGAAUUAUCUAAAACUACGACUAUUUCUGAUAAGUGUGAUGAUAAUUUAACAAUAUUAAGUGACAAUGUCGUAGAAAAAGUUAUUGUUUUGAAACAUCAAUUCACUGAAAUUGAUAAUGAUCACGAUUCUAUAGAUACAAUUAAAUCCUAUAGUUCUGAUGACAAUUCUGCAUCUUUUAAAUAUUCUAAGAAACGUAAAAGUAAGAUGGACAGCUUAGAACAUGAUGAUAUAACUCAAGAUAUAAAUAUACGAAAAAUGCAAUCCGUACAACGAGAAAUGAAUUCUGAAUUAACAGAAAAUAAGAAUAAUUCAUCUGAUAUAAUAGAUCUAAAUGAGAUAGAAAUAACAAAUAAAGACCAUGACGUUAAUAAACCUAUAAGCAAAAUAACAGAUAAUGCCACAUCGACAAACCUGCCUGCAUUAGUAUCAAUUAUUGUGAAAGAUGAUGACAGUGAAACUGAUGACACUGAUACAAUCGUUGAGAGAAGGAAACGAUUGAAAAACAAAAGAUUAGACAUCAGUGCAGCACAAGUCUGUAUUAUUGAAGAAGAUAAACAAGAGGUAACGAACGUUGGACGGCAAAGACGGAGAACUGCGAAGAACGCGGAAGAGAUUAUUAGAAAAAAAUAUCUUAUUAGCGACAGUGACAUUAGCGAUAGUGAUAGUGAUAGCGAAGAACUAAGUGUAAAUUAUAAAUUAAAUCAGCACUUAUAUUCUACAUCGUCCACUUCAUUGAAACGUAAUUGUCCAGUUAGCGAUGAGGAUGUUGUUGUUAAUGGUACUGUUAAGAAAGUGAAAAUGGGAAACAAGUCUGAACAAACUAAUGUCAAAAACGACUUCACAAAACUCAGUUUUGUUGAGAAAUUUUGCCAAAGGAGCAUCAAAGAGAAAAUACCGAAGCUCACGCAGGAGCAACUGGAAGAACUGCUUAUUCAAAAAAUCGUCGAAACAAUAACGAUGCGCAGCGAAAUUGGUCUACUUCGAGAACAAGCUCGCAUAUCAGAGAGAAGUCAGGAAGCAACGCGAACGAAGUUGCAGCAACUGAUGAAACAAGUCAAGGAUUUCGAAAUGGUUCUGAAUCGCAAUGCGGUAGAUCGUCGCACAAAUCCUGACAAAAUAGUCACACCUAUCAAAAUCAAUAGAUCUGUGGGUCUACAAGUCAACUUUGUAACGGAACACGGAAUACAGAAUUUGCGACAAAUACAACAAACGCAGCAAAAGACGCCGAACGCUCCAAGCAGUGUCAGCAACCCGGUUCCUGAGCCAACUAGCAAAACAAAUUCAAGUCCAAGACGUGGAAUCAAGAUAAGAUCGCCUCGACGACCUGAAACAUCCGUAGCGUCUUCCAUUCCUGCGGUCUCGCAGAGCUCGAUGCAAACUUCGCCUCUUAUUUCCACUGUGACACCUGCGGCAUUAGUUGUCGCGAAACCCUUAGACUCACAACAAACGUUAACGCUACCUAAUCAGUCUUCUAGCACAAUCCAACAGCUUCUAACAGGAAAUAUCUCGCAGCAGCAGACUUACGUUCUAAAUGGUAAAGUUCAGAAUCAAACAAAUCGUCCAAAUACGCUGAUUGCUUCUAAGCCAAAAAAUAACGACCUUAUCGAUCUUACGGAUGAAGAAGAAAAAAAUAAAUCUACGAAGAUUACUGCCACACCAGUACCAGCUUUAGUCGAGCAGCAGCUGCCGACGACUAUUACAACGAAACCAGUACAAUGCUUCCCAAGAGUAAUACAAACGAUACCAACAAACGUAUCGAUUACGUCGCAACCGACGAAUAUAAGAGUAGUACAGCCCAAUCAGCCAACACCGACUGCUGUUGUGAAUAAUGGAGCACCUUCCAGAGUAACAUAUGUAAUGCAAGGUAGUGUAGGUGCAACGAGACAAUUACUAAUAACUUCAAACGCUAGUCAGAUACGACCAAUAACUACCUGUAGAGUAACUACGCCAUUCCCAGCUGUGACAUAUAAAACAGGAACUUCAACGAUUGCUAAUGGUACUGUGCGUGUACUAACUACGCCAGCUGUAUCAAAUAUACCGAUAAAUAUAGCGUGCAAGCAUCCUGCACCACUACCAGAUACUCCAAGUUAUGCGAUAAAUACGAAUUGGAAACUUCCACCACCUGCUCCAUCAUUAAAAAUGUCUAAAGUCCCGAAUGGUAUAGUGUUGUCCUGGAACAUGCAACUAACCGAUAAGUAUGCUGAUAUUGCCAGUUACCAAUUAUAUGCAUAUCAGGAAGUCGCAGGUGUAACACCGAGUACAUCAUUAUGGAAGAAAGUGGGAGAUGUUAGAGCAUUACCAUUACCUAUGGCAUGUACUUUGACUCAGUUUUCUGAGGGUAAUAAUUAUUAUUUCGCGGUCAGAGCAGUGGAUACACAUUCCAGGAAAGGACAAUACAGUAUACCUGGUAACAUCUCUUUGUAAAAAAACCAGGCAAAUGAAAACGUUCAAUUUCAAAAUGUCAUUUAAAGCACAUUUUUUUAAGUUUCAUCUUCCUUUCAUAUUUCUCUCUGCGUAAUUCGAUGUGUGAUAAAUUGUGAUAAACAUGAACAGCAACCAGCUGGAUAACAAAUAUAACACUGCACUUAACUCUUCUUAGAUAUUUUGAGUAAUGUUUAUUUUAAUCUCUAACCAAUACAAUGAACGCGAUUGUUCGUAAUCAUUGUCCAGAGGGAUGAUAAAUGAAACAAUAUAGGAGAAGCUUCUGCUAUGUCAUAUUUUUAUAUUUAUAAUCUCGUAAAAAUGUUUUACAAAUAUAACAUAACUCCAUCUGCACAGUGUUAAACUUAAUAGGAAUACAAUUAAUUAGAAAGAAAUUUAAUGCUCGAUUUACAGAGCAAUAGCGAAUUUGACGCGAGCGAUCACCAUUACAAUACAAAUUGAGCGGUUGCUAUUCGCGCGAAUGUCAUUCCCGUAAAUACUUCCAACUACAUAAUUAGUUGCGCACAUUUCACUGCUGUACGUUCUGAAGUGCUUUCUUUGAAGUGAGUGAUAUAUGUUACAGUACAUUUACAUACAAUUGUAAUUUCUCAGUUGUACGUUAAGUAACAUUGGUGGAAUUGUUUUAACAUUCAAAAACCAUCUUUGUUUUACAUUGUUCACGGUAUAUUUAGCAAAUGCCCGUAGCGCAUAAAACAAAGAAUUCUAGUCAAAAGCGAUAAUUUCGAUACAAGCUUAAGAACUUCAUCUGAUAGAAAAUAUUACAUUAAAGGCUUACUAAGAAAGUGCGUGACGAUAUAAAAAUGAAUAUCCUGCGUAAAGUAUCCACAUUUGUUUUACUCUCUCAUGUGGAAAAUAGGCACUAUAUGUAAUUAUUUAAUUAUUUAAUUUGCGCUUAAAUUCGUAACUGUAUUCAUUGCUGGUAUUCUCUAGCAAUUGAUUUUACAAGUAAUCUGUUAUUCUCUGGAUAAUUUGCUCAAUUUUUAUACAAUUUUGAAUUCAAGAAUGUAUUUAUAACUACUGAUAUAUAUUGUAGGAUGGCAAACGUAAACGAGAUGUAUUGUCUGACAAGCUCGUAUGUAAAUAUUAAUGUGUAUAAUGUGCCGCAAAUUGUUAAUUGUAUUACAUAUAGAUUAUAACUAUAAUCAGAAUAUCGAUUACUACUUAUAAUGAGUAUUAUUUGUGGUGUGGUGAGAUACAGAAAAAAAGAGAGUACGUAUGAAUUUUUAAAAAGAAAUGUAAUGCGAAAUUUUUUAUAUGUAGAUAUAAAAUGUAUACGUUUUUUUAUUGGUACGUGCACGCGAUUGUAUAUAUGCACAUCAUUAUCUUUCGCAAUUUUUUACAUACUUUCACAAUUUUUUAAUAUGAUUUAAAGAUUCUUUUCUGAAGAUUCUUGAAUUUUUACCGGCGAGAGAUUUCUCGAGCGUGGCUCGAACUUUCCAAGUGACUCAAUAAAAAUCCUAAUAUCGGUCUUAUUUUGUACCUGUAUGAACAAUAAACUUUUCAGCCUCAUGAAUGCAAAUUUCGUAAAAUUAAA